This is a messenger RNA of Ostertagia ostertagi, 1401 nucleotides long. Lineage: Eukaryota; Metazoa; Nematoda; Chromadorea; Rhabditida; Trichostrongylidae. The record is from the annotation of a GenBank genome assembly.
AGUGACGAUGGAACGAAGAUUUUUUAUGAAAACUAUAAGAAGUUUGUGAUUAGCGACGAGCACACAUGUCCAGAAUGUACAUGGGAUGACAUCGUGACGAUUCCUAAUCCAACUGGAAUAGGAGCAGCUGCUAGUAUUAACGAUCCACAGUACAACAUUAGCAAAGUGGCGCAGAAAAUUCUAGGAUUUGGACUGUUGUUGCUUGGCGAAUAUCCCUUCAUAUCGCACUCCGUCAGAGAGAUUCUUUUUGAUGGCUACAACGAUGCUGUGCUCGACGUCGGGAAUUCACAGAUCGUGCACUUCCUCAGCGGCAUUCUCAAUGGUGGAAAGAGCAUUAUUCCAAUCCCGAUUCCCGACAUGCCUGUUUUGGGAUUUUUCCAAGGAUACAAUAACAGUCGUGACGAGGAGUACUGGGUUGAAUCAGGAAAGGCUGACAUCAAUCGUAUCGGUGAAAUUGUUACUUGGGCAAACCAAUCUGCACUGCCGGAAUCCUGGUGGUCAACUCCGUACGCAAGAAGCAUUAGAGGCUCUGAUUCGGGAAGUUUCUGCAAGAUGCAUUUGGAGAAAACUGAUGAGCUGCCGUUUUUCCAGUCCUUUAUGUGUCGAUCGUUCACGAAAACGUUCCUCGGAGAAACUACCAUCCACGACAUUCCCUCAUACACAUUUUCCGUUCCGUAUGAAGACUAUGACACGACAGCUGAUGUGAAUAUCGGUUUUCGCUAUAGGAACAUUGAGAAGGUCAACUAUUUCCCAGACUGGCCAGCUUGUCCAAAUCGAAACCCUAGCAACUGCAAGAGUCCGAAUUCCGUGAACUGUGGCCUUCAGCGGAAUCUUUGCCACGAUUGCUGCAAUGGCAGCUUCGUUGACGGCACUUAUCUAAUUCCGCCUGGAAUUUUUCCGCUUGUCUGCUAUCCAGGUCGCCUUCAACCAACUCCGUUUGCUGUCAUGUAUUCCCCACCGCACUUCCUUUACUCACCGGCACAAGUUAUCAACUCCGUCGUCGGUGUCAAGCCGAACAACGACAGCCAUCGACCGAUGGUUUACAACCAUGAACCGUAUUCCGGUACCGUAACGGAAGUGCUCUACCGACUACAGGCUUCGAUGCCGGUGAUGAGAAGCAGAGUAGCGAUUCAAAAUCGUCAUCUCACGCAGUCCAUCAUUCCAAUCUUCUGGCAGGAUUCCCAUGCAGUUCUGUACGAUGACACCUAUAGAAUGAUUUGGCUCGGUUUCGUUUUCAUACCGAAACUGGUCGACUUCAUGAAGUAUUCGCUUGCUGUGCUGGCUCUCGCAUUGCUCGUUUUCGUUGCGAUGCGACGUUUACGACGGGGACGAGGUCGAGUGACCGGCGUUCAACAGGACGACGACCUGAAGCUGACUUCUACAAAUACAAUUGAAGACUGA